GCCCCCGCGAGCCCCGGGCCCGCCCCGCCGGGGGCGCGGGCCGCGGCGACGGGGUUUGACCGCCGCCGGCACCCGUCGCGGGUGCCGCUUCCGCCCUUCCCUGCGCCCGACCCGCGAGGCCGGCGGCCGCCCCGGCUCCGGAAGGAGUCGGCCCGGCGGCCGGAUGUGACGCGCGGCCGAAGCGCGCAGGAGCCGCGGAGAAAGCGCAGAGCAGGCGGGCCCGGUCCGAGGUCUGGCAGGCAGUGACAGAGCCGGGCGCCCACGGCCCGAGCGCCCCCGGCGGCAUCAUGCCCGCGCUCCUGGAGCGCCCCAAGCUUUCCAACGCCAUGGCCCGGGCGUUGCACCGGCACAUCAUGAUGGAGCGGGAGCGCAAGCGGCAAGAGGAGGAAGAGGUGGACAAGAUGAUGGAACAGAAGAUGAAGGAGGAGCAGGAGAGGAGAAAGAAAAAGGAGAUGGAAGAGAGAAUGUCUCUGGAGGAGACCAAGGAGCAAAUCCUGAAAUUGCAGGAGAAGCUUUUGGCCUUACAAGAGGAGAAGCACCAGCUUUUCUUGCAGCUCAAGAAAGUUUUACACGAGGAGGAGAAACGGAGGCGAAAGGAGCAGAGUGACCUGACCACUCUGACAUCAGCUGCGUACCAGCAGAGCCUGACCGUCCACACGGGAACGCACCUCCUCAGCAUGCAGGGGAGCCCUGGAGGACACAAUCGCCCGGGCACCCUCAUGGCGGCUGACAGGGCCAAACAGAUGUUCGGGCCCCAAGUGCUUACAACUCGGCAUUACGUGGGCUCAGCGGCGGCUUUCGCAGGGACCCCAGAGCACGGUCAAUUCCAAGGCAGCCCCGGCGGUGCCUAUGGGACCGCUCAGCCCCCGCCGCACUAUGGCCCCACGCAGCCGGCCUAUAGCCCUAGCCAGCAACUCAGAGCACCUUCGGCGUUCCCCGCAGUGCAGUACCUGUCGCAGCCGCAGCCACAGCCCUAUGCAGUGCACGGCCACUUCCAGCCCACCCAGACAGGAUUCCUGCAGCCGGGUGGCGCCCUGUCCUUACAGAAGCCGAUGGAGCACGCCAACCAGCAGACCGCCUUCUCGGACUCUUCCUCCCUGCGCCCCAUGCAUCCCCAAGCUCUGCAUCCAGCCCCUGGACUGCUGGCCUCUCCCCAGCUCCCUGUGCAGAUGCAACCAGCGGGAAAGUCGGGCUUUGCGGCUACCAGCCAACCUGGCCCUCGGCUCCCCUUCAUCCAGCACAGCCAGAACCCGCGAUUCUACCACAAGUGACCGUCAGAUUUUAUCUUCAGCCUCCCCCCACCCCCUGCCACGGGGGAGGGUCCCCGGUGUGUCCCGGUCCAAUAAAAUCUACCUGCCAGUG
This is a messenger RNA of Leopardus geoffroyi (Geoffroy's cat), 1362 nucleotides long. RefSeq names its product G protein pathway suppressor 2 (gene GPS2). The record is from RefSeq and is a predicted model, not a curated record. Gene Ontology annotation, molecular function: transcription coregulator activity. The transcript has 11 exons. Gene Ontology annotation, cellular component: transcription regulator complex. Lineage: Eukaryota; Metazoa; Chordata; Mammalia; Carnivora; Felidae. Bases 288 to 1271 code for a protein of 327 amino acids. Gene Ontology annotation, biological process: regulation of transcription by RNA polymerase II.